GCAGUUCUGUCAACAUACGAAUAAAAAUAACAAAAUUGACAAAAGUGUUCUGUCAUUUUCUAAACAGUGAAUCAAUUUGUGUAUUUUUAGAAAAACAAUAGUUUAUUUCAUCAAAAUUGACCAUGUUUCGGGCUAACAACUUUGAUAAAUUACUUGAUAAAGCUACAAGUAAUCUACGCCUGGAUCCAGAUUGGCCUACUAUAUUGCAGAUUUGUGAUCUAAUUAGGCAAAAUGAUUGCUCACCUAAGUAUGCAGUGGCUGCAGUUAAAAAGAAACUUUAUUCCCAAAAUCCUCAUCAGGCAAUGUUUGCAUUACUCACCUUAGAAAGUAUAGUGAAAAAUUGUGGCUCUGGAAUUCAUGAUGAAGUCACGUCAAAAGCUUUCUGCGAGAUGCUGCGUGAACUAGUUAAAACUACACAGCAUGAAAAUCUACGAAAUAAAAUUCUGGAACUCAUACAGGCUUGGGCUUUUGCUUUUCGCAAUACUCCCAAAUACCGGUCUGUUCAGGACACAGUGAACAUAUUGAAAGCUGAAGGCUUUAAGUUUCCAGCCUUGAAAGAAUCAGAUGCAAUGUUUUCUGCUGAUACUGCACCAGAAUGGGCAGACGGAGAAGUAUGUCACAGAUGCCGUGUCGCUUUCUCCUUGAUGGUUCGCCGUCACCACUGUCGUGCUUGUGGACAAGUUUUUUGUCAACAAUGUAGCUCUAAAACAUCAACAUUACCUAAAUUUGGAAUUGAGAAAGAGGUCCGUGUAUGUGAUGCUUGCUAUGACAAAGUAAGCCGCCCUCCUUCAUCAACAGUGAAAUUAGAAAUAGUUGAUACAUCAAACGACUAUGGCCCUACUCAACCUCAGAAACGUCCACCAGGCAAAACCGCGGAGGAGCUCCAAGAGGAAGAGGAAUUGCAACUGGCCCUCGCUCUCAGCCAAUCGGAGGCUGAGCAAAAGGAGAAGGAGCGUAAGUCUCGCUCGCACAUUGCUCCAGACUCAUCACUCCACCCAACUUUGUCGCCAACGCCAUCAUCGGUGAGUGCCUCGCCGGAUCAUAGCACUCAAGGCAACGCAGAACUGUCACGUUACUUGGACCGCAACUACUGGGAACAGAGGCUGUCCAGAGAACCCACUGCGGCGCCCACUGCGCCAGCGCCCUUGGCGUCGCACCCUUCACAUGACACCAAUGACGAUUUCGUUAAAGCCACCACCAGCAAGGCCCAAGAGGAUGAUGCAGAAGACAAAGAAAUCGACGAAUUUGUGGAGAAUUUGAAAUCGCAAGUGGAAAUAUUUGUGAACAGAAUGAAAAGUAAUUCGUCACGAGGACGAUCGAUCGCUAACGAUACUUCGGUGCAGACGCUAUUCAUGAACAUCACAGCGAUGCACUCUCGGUUACUCCGAUAUAUUCAACAGCAGGACGAUAAGCGGGUGUACUUGGAAAGCUUGCAGGACAAAGUGACCCAAGUGCGUGACAGUCGCGCUGCCUUAGAUACUUUAAGGGCGGAACACGCGGCCCGUUUGGCCGCACAAGCAGAGGCGGCCGAAAGACAGAGACAGAUGCAAAUGGCGGCCAAAUUGCAGGCCAUGAGGAAAAAGAAGCACGAGUAUUUACAGUACCAGAGGCAGCUGGCAUUGCAGAGGGUGCAGGAGCAAGAAAGGGAAAUGCAAAUGCGUCAAGAACAGCAAAAGCACCAAUACAUGAUGUCAACAAGCAGCGGUUACUACAUGCCCGGCGUAACAAUGCCUCAAUACCAAACCGGCUUUCCCAAUCAACCUUUGUACGCGAACCCUCAAUUCCACCCUCAAAUGAUGUCGCAAUCCACUACCGAAAACAUGCCCGGCCAACCGCUAAUGUCCCAAGCUAACAUGUCCAUAAACCCCAUGAUAUCUCAAGCUAUGCCUCAAAUGACUAACACUUUCGCGAUGUCCACAUCCGGUAACGCUAUAACCCAAUCCCCGAUCAAUCAACAGCAAUCCAUGCCUCAACCAACAGUCCGCCCCAUUCUAGGCCAACAAACGCCUUUACAACAACAAAUGAUGAUGCAACAGAUGCACCAAAUGCGUAUGCCAAUGCAAUCCGGACACCAAAUGAUGAUGCAGAACAUCCCCAACGGGAUACCCCCACAAAACUUGCAACAAAACAACCAAACACAAAUGCCAAAGAAUGUAACAAAUCAACCCCAACAACCCAACAAUAUGAUACCCGCUAUAUCGACCGGCCAACAAAAUAUGGCGCAGCCGCUCAUGAACACGAACCCAAUGAUGGGAAUGCAAAUGCAGAACAUUAGAAUGUCUAUGAUGCCUGGUCAACCUAAUGCCAAUCAACAAGUGCCUAUUUCAGCGUAUUCGAGUAUGCCAAACCAACCUAAUAGACAGACGGGUCCACAGGUCCCCAAUUUGCAACAACCUUCCCAAAUACCCGUAACUGGCCAACCGAUGUCUUUACCCACACAACAGAUGAUGCCAGGACAGACGCUACCUGGCCAGAACCCGAAUAUCCCCAUUUCGAAUCACAUUCCUACGUCAAAUCCGGGGGCUCCCAGUCAAGGAUCUCAAGUGCCUCUACCACAAUCACAACCCCAAGGUAUUGUUAAUCAAGGGCAACCGCUUUCGAUACCUGGACAACCUAUGCAGCCGCCAGGGCAGCAAAUGAUGAUGCACGGACAGCAAAUGAUGCAAAACCAAGCUCAGCUCAAUCAGUUGCCUCAAACUCAGUUACCUGUUCACCAAGGUCCAACGAUGAUGCACGGUCAGCAAAAUCUACCACAACAAGUACCAGGUCAAGGGCAACCGCAAAUGAACAUUCCGCAAAUGCAUCAAGGUCAAAUACCACAUGGACAACAGAUGUCGCAAACUCAACCAAUGCAGCAAGGUCAGCCGAUGCCUGGCCAACCGAUUUCUGGACAAGCGAUGCCACAAGGUCAACCUAUGCAGCAAGGUCAACCAAUGCAGCAAGGUCAGACAAUGCAACAAAGUCAAACAAUGCCCCAAGGUCAACAAAUACCUCAAGGACAGCAUAUUAAAGCUCAACCUAAUUUCAAUGGGCAACCGGGGCCGGGUGUCGCACAACCAAACUCCCAACAAUCUCAAACGCCCGUAAAGUCUGAGCAUAACAAUAAUACAGCAGAACUGAUAAGUUUCGACUGAAACAAAUAGAAGUUUAACGGAGAGAUCUAUUUAUUCAUAUGACUGGCUAACUUUCUUGACACUAAGUUAUUAGAAGAGUAUGCUAAUGUGCACUUUUUAGAAUGUAUUGAAGUUUCUAAACCAAAACAUUGUCUUGUAGCUUUGGUGGAAAUGAGAAUUUUAUAAUAUUAAACUUAAAACUACAUAUUUAUCAGUUAGGAUAGCCUCAAUUCAUCUUUUAACUAAGAUAAGCAGAUCA
This is a messenger RNA of Chilo suppressalis (striped riceborer), 3372 nucleotides long. NCBI's taxonomy places the organism in Eukaryota, Metazoa, Arthropoda, Insecta, Lepidoptera, Crambidae. The record is from the annotation of a GenBank genome assembly.